AUGGCGGGCGCUUGGUCCGCGGAUAGCUGUGAAGGAUGCUCCUCUACUAGCUGUACAUGUGGCCACAAGGGCAAGUGGGGCGACUCCUCGCUGUUAGGCAAGCGGCUCUCGGAAGACUCGAGCCGCCACCAGCUGCUGCAGAAGUGGGCGAGCAUGUGGAGCUCCGUGAGCGGAGACGCGUCGGUGGCCUGCUCUGAGAGGACGCAGCGCGAGGAGGCUGCGGAGCCGGCGGAGGAGGACAGGCCGCUGGUGUUUCUGUGCUCGCGCUGCCGGCGGCCGCUGGGAGACUCGCUGAGCUGGGUGGCGAGCCAGGAAGACACCAAUUCCAUCUUGCUUCGCUGUGUUACCUGUAAUGUUUCUGUGAAUGAGGAACAGAUACUAUCCAAACGUAAAAAUGAAAAUGGUUGCAUCCUGGAGACUUUGCACUGCACAGGAUGUUCGCUCAACCUCGGCUACCUGUACAGGUGUACACCCAAGGAUCUAGACUACAAGAGGGACUUGUUCUGCCUCAGUGUUGAAGCUAUUGAAAGUUAUGUUUUAGGGUCGUCUGAAAAGCAAAUUGUGUCAGAAGACAAAGAGCUUUUUAAUCUUGAAAGUAGAGUUGAAAUAGAAAAAUCUCUAAAGCAGAUGGAAGAUGUUUUGAAAGCCUUGCAAACAAAGCUUUGGGAGGUCGAAUCAAAAUUGUCCUUUACCAGUUGUAAAAGCUGA
Rangifer tarandus platyrhynchus (Svalbard reindeer) is the source of this 708-nucleotide messenger RNA. Lineage: Eukaryota; Metazoa; Chordata; Mammalia; Artiodactyla; Cervidae. The record is from the annotation of a GenBank genome assembly.